UCCGUGGACCGGUGGCAGCAUUCCGUUCGCGCCGAAAACAAAACAAGACCGGCAGAAAUGAUGUUGGAUUGUGAAAUAUAAGAGUCUCUAGCUGCUUGUUUAAUGGAUGAAAAGCGCUACCUCAAGCGCAAGGAGAAGGCGCGCAGCGAUGGAAAUCGAGAACAGGUGGCGGUCAGCUGUAAUCAGCUCGGAGACUUCUACAACCAGCAGGGAAAGUACAAUGAGGCGGUCGAGGAGUACAAGCAGGAGGCGUCCAUCUAUGCCAGCAUGGGCAAAGAGCUGGAAACAGCCAAGGCCAAACGAAUGGUGGGCGAGAUGUUCACACUGCUGUGCGACUACGAUGCGGCCAAGGACCACAUCAACGACUACCUGAAGAUUGCCAAGCGGCUGAAGAAUCAGGUGGAGCAGCAGAGAGCGUAUGCCACGUUGGGACGAGUCCACCUGCUGCAUGGCCAGAGCUUGACGGACAGCUCGGCAUCGGCAGCCAUGGAGCAGCUGAAGUUGGCGGAGAAGAGCUUCCUGCGCAGUCUCUUGCUGAUCAAAGAGCUAUCGGGUCAGAUAUCAAAAUUGGAGCAGCUCGACAUGCAAGCGCGGUGCUAUCUGAACAUUGGCGUGGUUAAAGAGCACAUGGAGGCGUUCGAAGAGUCCAUCCAGUACAUUAACAAAGCAAUCAAGAUCAGCAAAACCCAUGAUUUGUUCGAACUGACCCACUUGUGCUACAUUUCGAUGAGCUUGCUCUACAACUGCAAAAAGAACGACGCAUCGUCGGCUCUGCGCUUCUGCAAUAUGGCUCUGGAAAUGGCCAAGCGGCUGCCCAACAAAGUCAAGAAAAUCUGCGAAACGCUGAUCACCAAAUCUGAGAUAUUGAUUAAGGCCGGCGACUUUGCCAGUGUCAAGCAGAUCCUAACCAAGGCCUACAAAAAGAAUACCCCGGAUGAGAACGAUCGGGCGAGCAUUGAGCGCACGCUCCGGAUUGUGGUAAAGAUUUGCCAGACCCUGGAUGAGCUGGUCCUAACAAGCUCGGUGGACUAUGCCAAGCAGAAGACCUUGUACGAGAAACUGGGCGAUGGCUGCUGUCACUUGAUGAACUACGAAAAGGCUCUGGUCUACUAUCAGAAGAUGUUGCAGAACGCAGAGAUGAACCAGGAGACCGGCAAGAGUCUGGUGCCCAUCUACGUGAGCCUCUAUCAAACGUACAGGGACAAUGGGCAGUACGACAAGGCUCUGGAGUAUCUGUGGAAGGAGUUUGAAGUGAACCAGGACGUUCCGUCUGAGGCCUUCACCACCCUCUGCACCAUUGCCGAGAUAUGUGAGCAGCAGUCGCACCCGUUCUGGACCGUACACGAUGUGUACCAAAAGGCUCUGCGACAGGCAAACAAGGCCGGGGCCGCAUCCACCAAACUGGAGAAGAUUGCACUGGUUCGGCUGAGGCGACUACAGCUGAAACACAAUAUGGAUGUACUCGUCGAAGUUCUAGAGGCGGAGGCCAAGGCCAAGGGCAUUGAUUUGGCCGAGGAAGCCAAGAGAGGGGAGGAAGAUGAAGAUGAGGAGGAGACAGCUGUGCAGCAAAAUACGCCCGACUGGGACGACGACUUCGAUCUCGACACGCUGACCGACUCGGAUGCCAGUGACAUGGAUGAGAGCGAGAAGGUGCGCCCGCAACGUGCCACUCGCGGCAGUCGUACGCUGGCGAUCAAGAAGAACAACAAGGGGGAAACGCAGCUCCAUCAGGCAUGCAUCGCUGGCAACCUGGAGCUGGUGCGGCGCCUUAUAGACCAGGGCCACACAGUAAACGUGAGAGAUCACGCUGGUUGGCUUCCCCUGCACGAGGCCUGCAACCACGGGCAUCGGGAUAUUGUGGAACUGUUGCUGGACAAGGGAGCUGCCUCGGCCAUCAAUGACAAGGGCGGCACCAGCUGCGACGGCAUCACUCCCCUCUACGAUGCCUGCGCUAAUGGGUAUCUGGAUGUGGCGGAGCUUCUGCUGGACCGUGGAGCAGAUGCCACGGUGCGGACGGACUACAACGAUACCUGCAUUGUCGGACUGGACAAGUGGCGACAGUCGGCUCAGCUCGUGGAAGGGGAGCAGGCCCAGUAUGCCGAAUUGCGGGACCGUCUGCAGCGCACGCUCUCCAAGGUGGGCAUUUGCAGCGAAAAGAAUGCUGGACCCUUGACAAACGCCAAUGUGAAGGGAGCUAGCCAGGGGAGCGAAAGUGUAUCAGAGGAAGAUGAAGAGGAAGGUCUGCGUGAAAGCCAGAUGCGUUCCCUCAGUCACAAUCGAUCGGGUAGCGAAUACGGAGCUAAGAAGUACGGCUCCAGUCCAGCCCAGCCCAGCGCCAGCAAGGAGUACCGCAGCGUAAUGGCGCAGCUAAAGCGUCCGAAUCGAAUUAGUGAUGAGGCACCCAGCAGCAGCAGCAAAAGCAACCAGAAACGUACUGCUUUCCUGGACUCGGGCGAGGUAGAUGCUGACUAUUGGCUGAUCGACGAUGUGGGGCCAGAAAAGAAACGCAAGCGAUUCAAUUCGGGGAGCAUCAGCACUCGUCCAUCCAAGGAAAGUUUGCAGGACUCGGCAUUGUCGCUGCAGCCAAAUUGGGAGGAUGAUCUGCAGGCCACACCCGAAGCCGAUGCCAACUCCCAGAAGCGACAGAAGCAGAUGAGAAAGCUCACGCUGUCACGCUCCUCCAGCAUGAACAGCAACCACAGCAGCUCCAGCACCCGCAGGGUAAAGCAACAGACCACGCUGCUGGACAGCGGCUUCAGUCGGUUUCGUAGCGAGAGUCCGUUUGGCAGCGACUGCUCCCUCGAUGGGGCCGCUUCGGUGAUUAGUCUGCGUACCACAGAACCGGACUCCACCACGGGCACCACAUCUAUACAGCUGCUCAUCUCCCCGUGCAAGUCGUCGCCCAUUAAAGUUCAGGCCUCGCCUGUCCUGGCCACCACCGUUUCGUUCAAGGUAAAGAUCCAGGAUGAACUCUUGCUGGUUCCCGUCGAGCGCAAGAAGCUCCAGGACAUCAACAUGCGGUGGCUGGCCGAAGAGGCUGGAAGGCGAUACAACAAAUUGACUGGUCUCACACCCCUGCUGCGCCUCAAGACUGCCGAUGGCUUUGCCUACGAGGAGACGGAUGCCGUGAGCGUGGCUCUCGAGCAGAACAUGCUGCUGGCCACGAUUUUGGAUUGGAAAAUCUCACCGCUUUCCCAGCGCUACGAGGAGAUGUGCCACCAACUGCAGAAGACUGUAGACAACAAGAUCAAGCUUGUGCUGGAGCGUUCGCAGAACACGCUAAUGCUGGAGCUAUCCGGCCUCUGGCUGCGCCCCCAUCAAACGGAACCCGUGUUUAAGGCACUGCUGCAUCAGGCACGUCUAACGGUGUUGGACCUGUCGCGCAACUUUAUUGGCAAUGAGGGUUGCCAGCAGUUGGGCAAGGCUUUGCCCACGCUGCUGCAGCUCAAGGCGCUGAGACUGAAAUGCAAUGGCAUUGGCUACCAGGGAUUAGAUGCGCUGCUUUGUGGCCAGGGUAUGGAGAAACUCGAGCUUCUGGAAGAGCUACACCUGAGCGAGAACCCCCUUGGUGAUGCCAGUGCCAGGACGCUGCACAAGUUUUGUGCCAGCCCCGCCGGUCGUGCCCUCACUUCGCUGCAUCUGGCCCAGUGCGAGCUGACGGAACUGCAGGACUUUGAUCUGGGAUUCAGUCAACUGAGCUGCUUCGACAUCAGCUUCAACCAGCUCAGCCAGCAGAGCGUGCGGAGGCUGGCGGAUCAGCUAAACAGCUGCCGUUUGGAGCACUUGAACUUGAGCUACAUCCGCUGGCCGCUCGACGAGACAAGUGGGUUGGCUUUGGCCGAUCGUCUGGUGUCCCUGCUCGAAGGCGGCACAUGCGAGCGAUUUGCUCGCGUGGAGCUCGCCGGCUGUGGGCUGACCGAUGCCCAUCUGUACAAGAUUACCCAGCAUCUGGCCAAGGCCAAGCAGCUGCAGUGGCUGGACAUUAGCGACAACGGCAGACUGAGUGGCACCGCUUUGGGCUACAUGCUGGACGAUCUGCCCCAGCUCCGCUCGCUCCUGGCGGCUAAUUGCACGAUUCUAAUGGACGACACCCGUCUGCAUAAGCUGGAGCAGCACAAGCAGCUUCCCAGGCGCUUGGAUCUGACGAUCGAUGAGAAAGUGUUCACCCUGCCCGGUGUAUUGGAGACCCUUCAGUCCAUUUGGCAGCUGCAGUUUGGAGCCAAGGCCAAGAUUCAAACCACAUCCAAGGGUCGACGGAAUGGUAAGCUUUACAAGGGGCUCCUCAGGCUCUGUGCGGAUGAAAGCGAACUGGAAUAACCGAUUCUACUUAUUAUGUUAUAUGUUCUACCCCCCUCCUACUCGUACUAUGUGCCAGCCAUAUUUUUUAUUGUUUGACAAAUAUUAAUAGCGAAUCUAAGUACACCUUA
Drosophila pseudoobscura is the source of this 4427-nucleotide messenger RNA. RefSeq names its product tonsoku-like protein. The transcript has 5 exons. The record is from RefSeq and is a predicted model, not a curated record. Gene Ontology annotation, molecular function: aspartic-type endopeptidase activity; protein binding. Gene Ontology annotation, cellular component: nuclear replication fork. Bases 103 to 4317 code for a protein of 1404 amino acids. NCBI's taxonomy places the organism in Eukaryota, Metazoa, Arthropoda, Insecta, Diptera, Drosophilidae. Gene Ontology annotation, biological process: replication fork processing; proteolysis; double-strand break repair via homologous recombination.